AUGAGGACGCCGAGGGACAUACCACAGCCUGAGGAGAGUGGGAGAGAGAUGAGCGGUCUCUGUUGCAGGACCGAGGAUCAGGACAGGAGUUUAGAAACAUGUCGCCAACAGAUACACAGCAAUACAAUCACUGUUAUCAGCAGCCGGGAAGAGUUGGAACUGCUGCCAACCCACGGCUGGUGGUGGGUACUGAGUGGCGGAACCAUGCAUUUGGCUAUAUCGGUUCUCCUCAUCACCAUCCACUAUACACAUGGACAACUGAUGGUCUCUCAGAUCAUGCCAUAUUAUGGCAGUCUGAAUGGAGCAACAAGAAUUACCAUCAAGGGAAAUGGUUUUGCAGAAGCCAACCAGUUCAAUUACGGAGAUGGGAAUGACCAACUGGGGAACAGUGUCCAGCUUGUCUCCUCCACCCGUUCAAUCCCAUGUGAUGUGGAGAAAGAUGCCAGUCACGCAACACAAAUAACCUGCUACACCAGGCCUAUGCCAGCAGAUAGCUACAGCGUGAGAGUGAGUGUAGACGGAGUACCUGUAGACACAGCAAACAUUUGCUAUGGUUACUUCCAGUACUGGUGGUGUAUGUUCCAGCCUCAUAUGUACUAUACCCCUGUUAUAAGCAGCAUAUCACCUGUAUCUGGAAGCCCAGGUUCAAUGAUCACUAUUGUAGGUAAAAUCUACACUGAUGUCUAUGGCAGUAAUACUGCUUUAAGCUCCAAUGGGAAAAAUGUCAGGGUGCUAAGGGUCUAUGCUGGAGGAAUGCCAUGUGAGCUGCUAAUACCCAACUCUGAUACACUGUAUGGAUUACAACUGGACAGUACAUCUAGUGACUAUGGCUCAAUGGUUUGCAAUGCUACUGGCACCUAUGUUGGCCAUCACAAUAUCAGUUUUAUUUUGGACAGCAAUUAUGGACGGAGUUUACCAAGUCUAUCCACCUACUUUGUGUCUUCCCUCAAUAAAAUUGCCAUGUUCCAGACCUAUGCAGAGAUAACAAGGAUUUUCCCUGCUUCUGGAAGCAUACAAGGAGGCACAGUUAUCACCAUCAGUGGACAGUACUUCGAUGAGACUGACCUUCCAGCCAGAGUCCUUGUAGGAGGUCAGGAAUGUCGCAUUCUCAGUCUAAAUUAUACAACAAUCACUUGCAUUACGCCGCCAAAGCCGUCUGUGCUUCCUUCGCUCUUUCCAGGAAACCGUGGAAUGAAGGUGGAGAGGUGGAAUGGCAGUUUUACAUUGAGUAACGCUUUGAAUUUCAAUGAAAGUUCCCCCGGCUAUGCUGGCACCACCUGGUUUGAUGGAGCUUUCAAGUCCUGGACAACAGACACCUCUUCAUUUAUUGUUAGGUUCAGCGGCUUCCUUGUGCCCCCAGAGACAGAUUACUACACCCUGUAUAUCAAGGGAAAUGAUAAAUAUGCGCUGUACUUCAGUGAAACAGGAAACCCAGCAGACAAGGUGAAAGUGGCCUACGGUGACUAUGCAACCUCUUCCUACAGCCAAUAUUACACUCAGAAAUCACAUGCUUUCUACCUCCAGAAGGGAAAAUCAUAUUACAUUGAAGCCUAUAUCCAAAAUUACAAUGGGAAGUCAGCCAUUGAUGUGGGCCUGUACCAGCGCAGGAGCUCAUUCACCGACCAACAAACUGCGGAUGCAGUCAAUGAUAUCCAGAACUUACAAUCUCAAACUGAUACAGUUCUAGAGAAGCAGAUUAUUACAUUACAAAAUUGGAAUUCAACUCAACAAGCAGUAGAUGAAGUUCAGACAAUUACAGUGACCAUAGACUGUGUUUUUUCAUGUCCAUCCAUGUUUUACAAACUCAUGUAUGGGGCAGAUGAAACAGAUCUGUUGUCAGCUGAUGCAAGUGCUACAGACAUUGAAUCAGCAUUAAAUAACCUGCAGUCCAUACAGCCAGAUACAGUCAGUGUGACUAUGCAAACCAAUGAUACCCAGAAUGUAUAUACUGUGACCUUCAAUUCACAAAGAGGAGAUUUCAAGUUGCUUUCGUAUAAAAUUUUGGAUGGGGGCAAUAUGACUGUGGAUAUUGAAGAGCAAACAAAAGGUGUUCCAGACAUGGCAACCUUCACGCUCGUGUGGGACAAUGUUUACUCUAAAGCCCUGGCUGCAAAUGCAUCAGCUGCAGACGUGCAAUCAGCUGUAUUAGACAUGAUUAGCGCCCAAUGUCCGGAUAAAAUCGCCAAUCGGAAGGAAGGCUUAUCUGUCAAGUACUUCAGGAACUAUGAAACAGAUUUUACUUUGUCUGGUUACUAUAGGGGCUAUGUGACAUCAGAGAGUGAACCGUUCUGUGGACGAUAUUCCUUGAAGAAUCCUCAAAUAUUGUAUGAUUCAACAGAAGUAAAAUCAACAACCCAAAUGCCAUAUGGUGCCAUUUCUUUAACUUUGUAUAACAAGCUUUGCCUUAGCUACAAGGGGCAACACAUUUAUGGAAUUUCUGUAUAUUUUCAAUAUGAAGACACCAAUUCCCCUGGCACAAUUACCACCAUCAAUGAUCAAAUCAGCUACAACAUGCCUCAGCAGAACAGCUGGACAUACAUAUGUGUCGACUUGCUGGAGCUUAUAAAACCAAGGUACUCUGGAAAAAACUUUAACCUUUUUACAAUUGGCUUAGUGUCAAGCCAGGAUUUUUUUGUUGAUGUCUUGUACAUUGGACAAAUGGUGACAACAAGUGACGUCACAGUUCCCAGACGGAGACCGGCCUUGUCAAGCAAUGGGAUUGUGAUCAGUAGAGUCGAUGUGACCGGCACUUCUAGCAAAUCUGUAACCCAGCACACCAUCACUAUAACACCAUACAACUGCGGGUACAAUUUUCCGCUCUUUGCUGUGGGAUUUGCUGAGGACAUUCAGCUAAACACUGAUUCAGCCAUCUAUAGUGCAUCGACCUGGACCCCGGGGACAUUAGUGAAGAUCAACAGGACCCAGACAGCCUCUCCCCCUGUUGGAGGAACAUUCAGCAUUGUGGGUUAUGAGAAUGAGGUUACAGGUCUUCCGGCAGACAUAGCACAGUAUGAUCUAAAGUAUGCCCUAGAGUCUAUUCCAGAAAUUGGUCAGGUUACUGUUUCAGCAAGAUCUGGAAACUGCAGAGGAUACUCAUGGCAGAUAAAGUUUUUGACAGCUACAGGCUACCAGCCUAUUUUACAGAUAAAUGACUCAACCAUCACUGGAGUAAAUGCUAAAAUGUAUGGCGUAAAGGUUAUUGAUGGAGGUCUUUUCCGUCAGCAUCUGCUUGGAGACCUUGUGAGGACGCCCCAUAAAACACCUCAGGUUGAAGUCUACAUCAAUGGAAUUCCAUCCCAAUGUGUCGAAGACUGUGGUUACACCUGGAAUGUGGGGGGAACUCCAAAGAUAAACUCUGUUAGUUCAGUGUGGAAUGGAGAUGAUGAAGUCCUUAUAAUAGAUGGAACUGGAUUCUCAGGCAGUACUGCCAAUGAUAACACUUCGGUUACUAUUGGCAACAUUACCUGCCCCAUUCUUAAUGUUACGGCCAAAGAGAUCAGAUGUCUGGUACAAAAGGCAAGUGCAGGGACCUUCCCCAUCACAAUUUACAUUGCAGAGGUCGGGCUGGCAGUGUCCUCUGGGGAUAACGUGACCUUUACACAUGGGCUGUCUGUCUCAUCCAUCACACCAUCAGAGGGAAGCUUAGCAGGGGGCACUCCGGUAACAAUUCUUGGCAGUGGAUUUGGUGGUGACUCGGCUGUAGAAGUUGGUGGCAUUGCCUGCAGUAUUAUCUUUGUCAACCUGACUAUGAUUCAGUGCCGGACUUCAAUGGGAAUUGGGGGACUCGCUGAUGUUGUUGUCUUCACCGGUGGCUAUAACAGAACCUUACAGAACGCAUUCAGUUUUACUUCGGUCUCGGCUCCAAACAUAACUAAUAUCAGUCCAAACAUCAGCAGUGUUCUGGGUGGCACAACGCUGACUAUUUUAGGGUUCAGCUUUAGCAGUCCAUCAGCAGACAGCACUGUGUUCAUCGGAAAUUCAUCCUGUGUACUGUUAGAGUGGAUGCCCACAAACAUUACAUGUGUCCUUCCUGCUCUUCCCCCUGGGAUCUAUCCAGUCUUAGUUCAAGUGGAAAAUUGGGGAUUUGCAGUUUCCAGCAUGGAUGAUGUGGCAUCAAUAAAGUACAUUCUAGAAUUGAACAGUAUCUCUCCACAACAUGGAUCCAUGUACGGAGGUUCUCAUGUUACAUUGAGAGGAUCUGGAUUUAGUUCUAACCCACAAGACAACCUUGUACAAAUAGGUUCCCUCCCAUGCAAUGUCUCCGCCAGCUCAUCCACUGAGCUGACUUGUGUGAUUCAGAGACCUGGAAAUGUCUUUAAUGUCAACAACCAAGGAUCUAAUGCAGUAUAUGGUGUUGGCUAUGCUUGGUCUCCAUCAAGACUGGAUAUAUCUGUAGGAGACACUGUAGUCUGGAAUUGGAAUUCUCAGUCCUUGAUCUUGGGUAUUGGAUAUAGAGUAUUUUCAGUGUCAGAUGCGGGCAACAUUACCUAUGAUGGUCGUACCUUCAUCAGUGGGCCUCGAGUGCCAUCAGGUGUCUUUUCCUACCAGUUCACAUCUCCAGGAAUCGUUUACUACAGCAGUGGUUACAUUAAUGAUGGACAGUCAUUAUACAUGCAGGGGGUGAUCAACGUAUCUCCACUCACAGAUAACAUCACUGCAGUACAUGUGACAGUUGGAGGAAUUAAGGCUAAUUAUGUACCAGGUAAGUCUUCCCUUUCAUCUUCGCCAGCUGCUGACUGUGUCACUCCAGAACCUAUUUGUCCACAGCUAGAUGAUAGCCCAUCCCAAAACCUUUCCAUCUGGUUCGGGUUCUCCAGCUGUUACUCACCUUUCAUUACCAGCAUUACACCGACCUUUGGAACAAUUCAUGACUCCAUAACCAUAGUGGGAUCUGGCUUCAGCAAUGUAACAUGCGCUAACCAGGUAACUAUUGGGAACUACCCGUGCAGAGCUCUAUCCGCUAAUGAAAUGUCAAUAACCUGCAAGAUCGAUCCUCAGGACUCCAUGAAUAUUGGAAUUGCAGAACUCGUAUCUUUGACAGUAAACAACUAUGGGAACGCUAUCAAUACUAUAAGCCAAGAGAUGAACAGGAGAUUUGCAUUGUUGCCUCACAUUGAGUUCAUCACACCGAGCAAUGGCUCCGUUACCGGACUGACAAGAAUAACAAUAGUUGGGUCUGGCUUCUCAAACAACAACAUCACCAUAGCAGGCUUAGGCUGCAGUAUCGUCUCUGUGAAUUACACAGACAUUAUUUGUGAUACCGAAUCCAGUUAUUCACGCACCGUAAAUGUCCAGGUCACAGUCAAUGCAAUUACUGCACUGUGCAAAGGAAGCUGCAGCUUCACCUAUUCCAGUGAAAUCACAGUGGUUGCAUCAAGCAUUUCUCCAAAUGUAGUAGGCAACACUUCGACCGUGUUGAACAUUAGUGGCAGUGGAUUUGGAGAAGACAUUAAUGACAUAGUAGUUUAUAUUGGAGAUGCAGCAGCUAGUGUGUUAGAUGUCAAUGGCACGGAAAUUAUAUGCAGUGUUGAUCCAAUUCCUGCUGGUAACUAUGUAGUCAACGUUAUCGUCUUAAGCAAAGGCUUGGCCCAGGGCUCCUUCACUGUGAAUAGUCCUGCUGAGGCUGUACUCUUGACAACAUCGGGAAGUGUUCUAGGUGGAACAGUUUUGCAGAUAUCAGGGAAUGGAUUCCACCCAUUCAAUACUACAGUGCAAGUUGGUGGUGCAGCAUGCUCUAUUCUUUCAGUAACCCCUGGCAGUAUCAAGUGUGUUACUCCCGCAAGCUCAGCGGCCAAGAUUGCUAAAGUAAACAUUCUCAUACCAUCUGCAUCCUAUCCAUCACUCAGCUAUUCCUAUUCAGAAGCGGACACCCCUACAGUAACGUCAGUUUCUCCCAGCACAGGACCAUCAGGAACUUCCAUUACUGUUUUCGGUACACAGUUUGGUUCUGAUGCCACAAAUGUUGCAGUGACUAUAGGCAAUGCCACAUGCGCCAUCACUGCCAUGUCAGAUACAUCACUGAACUGCACAGUGGCAAACCACUGGGGAGGCACAUUCCCACUAUCACUACACAAUGAGAAAGGCUUUGCAAGAUCCAGCGCAACAUUUACAUAUGAACUGAGUAUGACAAGCAUCUCUCCUAAUGAAGGAAGCUUUGGUGGUGGAUUGAUGCUCACCAUUGCUGGCUCUGGGUUUGAUGAGACGCUAUCCAAGGUGCUGGUCUGCAACUCUGACUGCAAAAUAGAUGGAGAGAGAUCCAAUGCAAGCGUCCUCCUCUGUGAAGUACCUAUGAGGAAUGAUACAAACAUUUCUUCUCAGAUCUGUAAUGUCGUGGUCAUUAACGGAAACAAUGCUGUCUGGAUCAACAACUCCUUUAACUACACUACUGCACUAACCCCAUUCAUAUACGAUGUCACCCCUAAGAGAGGAGGCACCGCUGGGGGUACCAGACUCACCAUCACUGGAUCUAAGUUUGGCAAUGAUGCCUCACAGAUCACUGUCACGAUCGCACAAGCCCAGUGCAAUGUUACAUCAGUUAAUGACACACAGAUCGUUUGCAUUACCACAGCCCAAUCCCCUUCACAAAAGGCAAAGGUCCGGGUGAACAUCAAAGGCCAAGGAGUAGCUAAAAUGGACAAUGCCGACUUUUUCUACAUCGAUGUUUGGUCUUCUAAAUACACCUGGGGAGGUGAAACGCCCCCGGAUGAAGGUUCACUAGCUGUCAUCACUCAAGGACAGACUAUCCUUCUGGAUCAAAGCACUCCAGUGCUGAAGAUGCUUUUGAUUCAAGGAGGAACUCUGAUAUUUGAUGAAGCUGACAUUGAGCUCCAGGCUGAGAAUAUUCUUAUUACAGAUGGUGGUCUUCUGCAGAUUGGAACUGAGGCUGCCCCAUUCCAGCACAAAGCUAUCAUCACUCUGCAUGGACACUUGCGUUCCCCAGAGCUACCUGUUUAUGGAGCAAAAACAUUGGCAGUCAGGCAAGGAACUUUGGAUCUUCAUGGUAUUCCAGUGCCGGUGACUUGGACCCGGCUAGCUCAGACUGUGGAGGCUGGAAGCUCUACUUUGGUUCUACAGCAAAGUGUGACUUGGAAAGCAGGGGAUGAAAUUGUGAUUGCAUCAACCGGACACAGGCACAGUCAAAACCAGAAUGAGAAGAGAACUAUACAAUCUGUGUCUGCUGAUGGCAAAAACCUGACUCUAAGUGAGCCACUGGUGUACAAGCACUUAGGCAUAUCAGUCACCUUGCCCGAUGGAACGGUUUUUGAAGCUAGAGCUGAAGUUGGCCUUCUUACAAGAAACAUUCUGGUCAGAGGUUCCACCAAUGUGGAAUGGAGUGACAAAAUAGCAGCCUGUCCAGAUGGAUUUGAUACAGGCGAAUUUGCAACACAAACAUGUUUCCAGGGAAGGUUUGGAGAAGAAAUAGGAAGUGAUCAGUUUGGUGGAUGUAUAAUGUUUCAUGCCACAAAGCCCGGCCAGCUGCUCUCCAUUGGAAGAAUAGAAUAUGUAGAGGUUUUCCAUGCAGGUCAAGCUUUCCGGUUGGGACGUUAUCCUAUUCACUGGCAUUUAAUGGGUGAUAUGCAGUAUAAGUCAUACGUACGAGGCUGUGGGAUCCACCAGACCUACAACAGAGCAGUAACUAUCCACAACACUCACCAUCUUCUUGUAGAGAAGAACGUAAUUUAUGACAUCAUGGGAGGAGCCUUCUUCAUCGAAGAUGGCAUAGAACAUGGCAAUGUGCUUCAAUACAACCUGGCAGUAUUUGUACGGCAAAGUACCAGUCUACUGAACGAUGAUGUUACCCCAGCAGCCUUUUGGGUAACAAAUCCUAAUAACACCAUCAGGCACAAUGCAGCUGCUGGUGGCACACAUUUUGGUUUUUGGUACAGAAUGCACGACAACCCUGAUGGACCAUCCUACGACCCGAACAUUUGCCAGAAACGAGUGCCACUUGGUGAAUUCUACAAUAACACUGUCCAUUCCCAGGGGUGGUUUGGCAUCUGGAUAUUUGAAGAAUACUUCCCCAUGGUAAAAGGAUCUUGCAGUUCUUCUACACCAUCCCCUGCUAUUUUCAAAUCGUUGACCACAUGGAAUUGCCAGAAAGGAGCUGAAUGGGUAAAUGGAGGUGCUCUUCAGUUCCAUAACUUUACCAUGGUAAAUAAUGAAGAUUCUGGCAUAGAAACCAAAAGAGUAAUUUCAUCUUACGUUGGUGGAUGGGGUGAGACCAGUGGAGCUGUCCUUAAGAAUGCCAUUAUUGUUGGCCAUCUUGAUGAACUGGGGCUUGGCUCUAGUUAUUGCACAGCUAGGGGCAUUACUCUACCAUUCGAUGAAGGACUGACAGUAUCAUCAGUCAAGUUUAUGAAUUUUGACCGACCAAACUGUGCAGCUAUUGCAGUGACAACAGUUGUUGGACUAUGCGGUGACAGGUGUGGAGGAUGGAGUGCAAAGUUUAAUGGAAUACAAUACUUUAAUGCACCAAACAAAGCUGGAUUCCGUUGGGAACAUGAAGUUGUUUUAAUUGAUAUGGAUGGGACUCUAACAGGAAAGACGGGAGCAAAGGUGGUACCAGCAAGUGGGCUGCUUGACCCUUCAGAGUGCAGCCAAAGUAGUGAAUGGAGUGUUGGUUUCUCUGGUUAUAUAUGUAACUCUACCGUCAGUUUUCACCGACUGGCAUUCAAUAACCCAUCUCCAUCUUCCCUUCUCGGAAAAGAUGUUAUAAUUUCCAACUCUUUUGGUGUCAGUGUUGUUCCCUUCUUACCAAAACGUUUAACUCACAAGCCAGGAUGGAUGGCCUUACUGCCUAAUGCUAACUCCUUCAACUGGUAUUUCAGUCAAGUGGAUUUCAUCUCAAAUAUUUCAUACACUUCCACUUUCUAUGGGUUUAAGGUAAAGGGAUAUGUGACAAUAUCACACAACCUAACUCAAGCACCAGAUAUGUUUAACAUAAUUGAUGUGCGUGAUAGGUCCACACAGCCACUGAGCUACAACAACAAUUCUAAUGGAGACUGGUACUUCAAUGACAACACCACUACACUGACCUACCUAGUGUCUGGAAAACGCAAAGUCAGCAGACGCGCAGUGGCAGGAAUUCUGGAUACAACUAUGUCUAACACAAAUGUGAACUUGGUGGUCUAUCAGUGCUACUUCAAAAACUGCAUCCCUCCUUCUCCUCCACCUCCUCCCACCAAAGCAACAGUGACCCCUGCACUACAUGAUCUUUGGUCUAACAACUCCUUCUGGCAAUCAUCUGUAGAGAACAAUUAUACCGUUCCGAAAGAAGGAUCGACUGUCAUCAUUCCUGCAGGCAAAUGGGUUAUAACAGAUGUAGACAUCCCCCCUCUGAAUAAACUUAUCAUUUAUGGUGUUUUGGAGUUAAAAAACCUCACAGACAACUCAACAGGGACCUUUAAAACAACUGUACUCAGUGCCAUCUACAUAUCUAUACAGGGUGGAAGAUUAGUAGCAGGAACGCAGACAGACCCAUUCCAGGGAGAACUACAUAUUGUACUAAGAGGAAAUCAUUUAACUCCAGAAUUCCCAUUGCCAGAUGGACCAAAUCAGGGAUCAAAGGUUCUAGGUGUAUUUGGAGAGCUCGAUCUUCAUGGGCUUCCACCCUCUGUAUAUAGAACUAAGCUGGCAAGUACGGCACCAGCCGGAUCACAGUACAUCAAUCUAGCAGAGCCUGUGGAUUGGAAGGUCGGUGAGGAUAUCCUUAUCACCACCACAAGUUACAGUGCCUGGCAGACAGAAACCAGGAGAAUUAUUGCUGUGUCACCUGACCAGAGAAACCUCACUUUAAAUGUCUCUCUUACUUUCAACCACACAGCAAACACCUAUCAAGUACCCAGCACAACCCGAAAUUACACUCUGGCAGCAGAUGUGGCUCUGCUCACUAGAAACAUCAAAAUCAUUGGGGAGGAUUACCCAGGCUGGUACACAGAAUCAUUCGGUGCUCGCGUUCUUGUCAGCACAUUUUUAGCCAAUGGGAUGGAAUAUAGAGGAAGUGCAAGAAUAGAGAAUGUUGAAUUCUACCACAGUGGUCAGGAAGGUUACCCUGACCCCAUAGACCCCCGCUAUUCCUUGGCUUUCCUUAACCUUGGAGAGGUAUCUUCCAAUGAAUCCUAUGUUAAGGGAUGUGCCUUCCAUAAUGGAUUCUCCCCCGCGAUUGGAGUUUUCUAUACAAAUGGACUUGAUGUCCAUGACAAUGUUAUUCACUUCACUGUAGGAGAAGGAAUUAGAGUGAUGGGAGAACGAGUGAAUGUGAGAGGAAACCUUGUGGCCCUUGCUGUCUGGCCUGGUACAUAUCAAGACAGGGAGGAGGUCAAUAACAUCCUGUGGCAUGCGGGAAUAGAGAUCCAUGAGGGCACUGACGUUGUACUGCAGAAUAAUGUGGUGGCAGGAUUUGAGCGUGCCGGAUAUCGUAUUAAUGGUGAACCAUGUUCUGGUUUCUCUAAUCCCAAUCCAAAAUGGUACAACAAUGAAGCUCAUGGUGGGUUAUAUGGUAUCUUCAUGAAUGAAGAUGGCCUUCCAGUGUGUUCACAUGUGAGAGGUUUUAUAUUAUGGAAAUGUUGGGAUUAUGGCAUCUACAUCCAGACCACCUCCUCAGUCCAGAUCUCUGAAGUGCUGCUGGCAGAUAAUGGAAUGGGUAUACUUCCUAUAAUUUACACUCCUGCUUCAGUCUCACACGAAAUCUCCAAUAAGACUGUUCAGAUCUCGAAAUCUCUGCUUGUUGGAAGCAGCCCCAAUUUUGAUUGCACUGCUAUUCUCACAAAUAAUGAUGCCAACGUCAAACUUUCUGCAGCACAUCGCAGUCGCAGACCUCCGACAGGUGGUAGAAGCGGCAUCUGCUGGCCAACGUUUGCCUCUGCUCAUAACAUGGCACCAGGGCACCCAAAUGCAGGACUAAUGAGCUACAAUGCAAUCAGUGGACUAAUGACCGUGGAGGAUACAAUAUUUGUGAGUUACAAAAGUGUGUGCUCUGGUGAGAGCAAUGUGAUGUUCAUUACCAACCCCGAAAAUGAAGACUUGCAGCACCCCAUAGAGGUCUCCAGACUGACACUAGUGGACAGUGCCGAGAACCAGAAAGUCUACAUCCAUCGGCCAGACGUGUCCAAAGCUAACCCUUCAGACUGUGUGGACAUGGACUGUGAUGCAAAGAAGAAGUCGCUCUUGAAGGAUCUUGAUGGUUCCUUCCUGGGGAAAAUAGGUGCUGUGGUUCCACAAUCAGAAUAUCAGUGGGACGGAGACAAGAGCCAUGGACUUGGAGAUUACAGAAUUCCAAAGGUGAUGCUGACCCGUCUGAAUGGAGGCCGGAUACCUGUAUCAGAGGUGGCUCCAUAUAAAGGAAUCAUCAGAGAUGGCACCUGUGUGUACAUGGCAGCCUGGGAGAGCUACAAAUGCUUUGGGUUGAAUUAUGAAAUGCUUGUUAUUGAGAGUCUGGAUGUAGACACAGAGACUAGACGACUUUCCCCAGUAGCCGUGCUGGGAGAUGGCUAUAUAGAUCUAAUUAAUGGGCCCCAAGACCACGGCUGGUGCUCUGGAUACACCUGUCAAAAAAGAGUUUCAUUGUUCCAUUCCAUAGUGGCAACAAACAAGUCAUUUGAUAUCUAUUUCACUAGCACAAGUCCCCAGAAAAUGCGCCUUAAGCUACUCAACACCGACGACACCAACUCUCUUCUUGUUGGAAUCUACUUCUCAAAUCCCCAACGCCUGGAUGUUUAUUUGAACAGUACCUAUAUAUACCCAACUAAUAUAGAAUGGAAGGGAUCUGACUUCACUCUUAAAGGUCCAACCUACAAAGGUCAAUAUAUGCCGCAGCUGAACUCUUCUGUGUAUGGAGCAAACUUCUUUGACAGUGACUACAAAAUGCUGUAUAUCCUGGUCCGAGGAUCCACCGCAGUGGAAAUACGCACAUCUCCCCUCAUUGUUGUUGCCUUCAAUCUACCCGCAAUGACCGUGGACCAGUUUUACGGGCAGAACCUUGUGAGGAACCUGGCACUCUUCCUGAAGAUCCCUGCCAACAAAAUUCGUAUCACAAAGAUCGUUCAGGAGGGAUCCAGACGAAGAAAGAGAGCAACAGGGGGACUCAGUGUCUCUGUGGAAAUUUCAGAUCCACCUGCUGUGCAGACAAACACAACUUCCAACUCUACAGAUAAUCUGUCAUACUCGGAUUUCCAGUCAAUGAGUAAAAACCUGGCAUCGGCUGCAAUCAACGGAAGUCUCAGCAGUUACCUGAAUGUCACUGUUUCAUCUCUGUCAGUGUCUGAUCCUGUGCCAUCUCCGAGUGACGCAGGCUGGAGUCAGGUGGCAUCGCAGCCUGUUGAUAACAGGACCCAGGCAUCAUCCACCGGAAACUAUCUGGCUACAGUCUCCACGCUGAAAGUAAUCUUUGAACCUGUGGCUGGAUUGCCGGGACAAAAGCUAUUACAGCAGCCAUCUAUAAUGGCUCAAGAUUCCAAUGGAAAUUGUGUUUCUGUGAGCAGCAGUUCAAUGUCACUGACAGCAACACUGAAAUAUGCAAAUAACACCUACGUUAGCAGUGGACUGGAUGGGAACACUACCAUUUUGUUUAACAGCUGCUGGGCCAACUACACUGACCUUGUUCUCAAACUUCCAGGUAGUGGAUACAAGCUGGAAUUCAUACUGAACAAUGUCUAUGCUCAGACCAGGGCAUUUGAUGCCAAAAACUUACCAUCGACCACCACCGUUCCACCAAAGCCAGACUCAGCUGUGUCCAUCUACAGCCCCUUCCAGACACUGCUCGUACUGACCGUCACACUGAUUACCAUCAAUCUGUUUAUGGGCAACCUUUAAGAUGUCUUCUA
Messenger RNA from Nanorana parkeri, 12821 nucleotides. RefSeq names its product polycystic kidney and hepatic disease 1 (autosomal recessive)-like 1 (gene PKHD1L1). The transcript is spliced from 79 exons. Lineage: Eukaryota; Metazoa; Chordata; Amphibia; Anura; Dicroglossidae. Bases 1 to 12810 code for a protein of 4269 amino acids. The record is from RefSeq and is a predicted model, not a curated record.